UUUAAGAAGGACCGCGACGACCGCAGGCGUCCUGGGGCCGUGCUGGGCUUGACUCCACCUGACUUUCUCUUAGCGCCACCCCUCUCCGCCUCCCAGUCUCCUCGCUCUCCACUCGUGCGCCGCUACCGCGCACGAUCAGCUCCCUAGCGGCGGGAGGAGGAACAGACUCAGGGGGUGGAGAAAGUAGGGGUAAGCCAGUGGAAGCACGCCCCUCGGGAACCCGGGAAACCCCGGCCGCCUCCGGAGGACCUGCCACCGCCCUCUCAGGACUGAGGCUUCCCGUGUGUCCCCAGCUGUGCGGCGCUAGCGCGGCGGCCAGGAUGGAGGUGCCUCUCUGCAGCCGAGCGCUGGACUCGCCGCUGGACAGCGGCUCCCUGGCCUCCCUGGAGUCCAGUGUCUUCUGCAGCGAGGGCGAAGGGGAGCCCCUGGCUCUCGGGGACUGCUUUACUGUCAACGUGGGCGGCAGUCGCUUCGUGCUCUCGCAGCAGGCGCUGUCCUGCUUCCCGCACACGCGCCUCGGCAAGCUGGCGGUGGUGGUGGCUUCCUACCGCCGCCCUGGGGCACUGGCCGCCGUGCCCAGUCCUCUGGAGCUCUGCGAUGACGCUAACCCGGUGGACAACGAGUACUUUUUCGACCGCAGCUCGCAGGCGUUCCGCUAUGUCCUGCACUAUUACCGCACGGGCCGCCUGCACGUCAUGGAGCAGCUGUGCGCGCUCUCCUUUCUUCAGGAGAUCCAGUACUGGGGCAUCGACGAGCUCAACAUCGACUCCUGCUGCAGGGACAGAUACUUCAGAAGAAAGGAGCUGAGUGAAACUUUAGACUUCAAGAAGGACGCAGAAGACCAGGAGAGUCAACACGAGAGUGAGCAGGACUUCUCACAAGGCCCUUGCCCCACUGUCCGACAGAAGCUCUGGAAUAUCCUGGAGAAACCUGGGUCUUCCACAGCUGCCCGAAUCUUUGGGGUCAUCUCCAUCAUCUUCGUUGCGGUGUCCAUUGUCAACAUGGCUCUGAUGUCAGCUGAGUUAAGCUGGCUGGACCUGCAGCUUCUGGAGAUCCUGGAGUAUGUGUGCAUCAGCUGGUUCACCGGGGAGUUUGUCCUGCGCUUCCUCUGCGUGCGGGACAGAUGCCGCUUCCUGAGAAAGGUGCCAAACAUCAUAGACCUCCUCGCCAUCUUGCCCUUCUACAUCACUCUCCUGGUGGAAAGCCUGAGUGGGAGCCAGACCACACAGGAGCUGGAAAAUGUGGGCCGCAUAGUCCAGGUUUUGAGACUGCUCAGGGCUCUGCGCAUGCUCAAGCUGGGCAGACAUUCUACAGGUUUGCGCUCUCUUGGGAUGACCAUCACCCAGUGUUACGAGGAAGUCGGCCUGCUGCUCCUAUUUCUGUCUGUGGGAAUUUCCAUAUUUUCAACCGUUGAAUACUUUGCUGAGCAAAGUAUUCCAGACACAACAUUCACAAGUGUCCCUUGUGCAUGGUGGUGGGCCACAACAUCUAUGACUACCGUGGGCUAUGGGGACAUUAGACCAGACACCACCACAGGCAAAAUUGUGGCCUUCAUGUGUAUAUUAUCUGGGAUCCUUGUCUUGGCCUUGCCAAUUGCUAUUAUUAACGAUCGCUUCUCUGCUUGCUACUUCACCUUGAAACUCAAGGAGGCAGCUGUUAGACAGCGUGAAGCUCUGAAGAAGCUCACCAAGAAUAUAGCCACUGACUCAUACAUCAGCGUGAAUUUAAGAGAUGUCUAUGCCCGUAGUAUCAUGGAGAUGCUUCGAUUAAAAGGCAGAGAAAGAGCAAGCACUAGGAGCAGUGGGGGAGAUGAUUUCUGGUUUUGAAUUCAUUUUCAAUUUAUUUACAAAGCUGUGUACAUUUCACUGGUAACACCGUGAUAUGAAUGUCUGUAUCCUUAUGAUGAAUCUCUUUGGAGCACUACUCGUCUUAAUUUUUGCUAAUACGUUGGUUGGUAUACGAGAAUACUUCACAUCCCCUAUAAUAAUUUACACUGUUUUGGUACAGUUGAGUCUCAAAAAUAGCUAACGAUUGUAACCAAAUACAAUUGGACUAAUAUAAACAUGUUUGAAUUGUCAAAUAUGAAAUAAUACCAUUGAAAUACAUACAAAGUUUUACGUAUCAUAAAUUUUAGAAGUUGUUUGCACUACAAUUUUUUUAAAAAGUAGGAGUUAAGCUGCCUAUCCCAGACAAAAGAUAAGUGAACAUUUAAGAACACAUUGAACAACUUUGCUAUUUAAAGAUAUUCUCCAAGUACACAAAUUACCCCUUUCUCUAUCAGUUAAAGAUGCCGAAUAUAACAAUUAGCUUUGCGAGAAAACCCUUAUUUGAUGGUCAGAGACUGUGUCCCUGUCUUGUUUCUGGUGCAAAGUACUGGUCACAAAUGAACUGGGCUCUGCAUCCCAUCAUUACUAUUGGAGGUGAGAAGCCCCAAACGGCUUAGACUGCAGUGGAUGCGUCUGCACAGAUUUCAAAACUAAACGUCUUUAUUUUUCCUGCUGAGUGUCAUAUGAGGAGUAUAAAGCAGAAUAUUUCUUAGAACUUUGCAAAAAUAAGAUGUUGUUUCAAAUGUCUCUUUAUGGAUGUUAUUGCUCAAGUUAUGUCUUUAAAGUCAUGAACAUGUAGAAGUGAAGUAGUCAACACUUUAAAGUUAUACCCAGAAAUCAUUAAAGAAUCUCGUUUCAUAAAAUAAGAAUGAUAUGUUGAAUGACAUCACUGGAUGAACUUGAAGAACUUUUAUUUGUUAACAAAAAAAAUAUUAUGGACAGCUUUCUGACUGUUGGGAUAAACAGCAAAUGUUCAAACUUUGCAGGCAUUUUGACAGCAUUUUGACGUUCAUAUUAAUUAUAAAAUUCCUACACAUUCUGUUAUAUAAUUAAAGCCAAAAGCUCUAAAGCU
Otolemur garnettii (small-eared galago) is the source of this 2898-nucleotide messenger RNA. RefSeq names its product potassium voltage-gated channel modifier subfamily V member 1 (gene KCNV1). The coding region runs from base 321 to 1826 and encodes 501 amino acids. The transcript is spliced from 3 exons. Gene Ontology annotation, molecular function: protein binding; voltage-gated potassium channel activity. NCBI's taxonomy places the organism in Eukaryota, Metazoa, Chordata, Mammalia, Primates, Galagidae. Gene Ontology annotation, cellular component: membrane; voltage-gated potassium channel complex. The record is from RefSeq and is a predicted model, not a curated record. Gene Ontology annotation, biological process: potassium ion transmembrane transport; protein homooligomerization.